Molecule: messenger RNA, 1473 nt
Organism: Trichosporon asahii var. asahii CBS 2479
Lineage: Eukaryota; Fungi; Basidiomycota; Tremellomycetes; Trichosporonales; Trichosporonaceae
Product: arginine biosynthesis-related protein
Exons: 1
Coding region: 1-1473 (490 amino acids)
Biological process (GO): L-ornithine biosynthetic process; L-arginine biosynthetic process
Cellular component (GO): mitochondrial matrix
Molecular function (GO): L-glutamate N-acetyltransferase activity, acting on acetyl-L-ornithine as donor; L-glutamate N-acetyltransferase activity, acting on acetyl-CoA as donor
Source: RefSeq, a predicted model, not a curated record
AUGACGACCUCACCGGCGCGGGCUUUGCCUACGCUGGCGCGGCGCGCGUUCUCCACGACCGCCGCCGUCGCAAAGGGCUCGGGCGGCAAGCCGACUCCGAACAAGGACCACCACAUUGUGCAGUACAACGACGACGACUUCCCCCGCGGAUUCGGUGUCGCCGCGACGCACUGCGGCAUCAAGAAGAAUGGCGCCCUCGACCUCGGUGUUCUCGUCAGUGUGUCCGAGCGCCCCACUGCCGCCGCGGCGUGCACAACCCGCAACGCCUUCAAGGCCGCGCCCGUCACUGUCACCACUGAGCUGCUCGCGAGCACUGACGGACGUGCCCGCGGCUUUGUCGUUAACUCGGGCUGCGCCAACGCCGUCACGGGAAGCCAGGGAUUGGACAAUGCGUGGGCCAUGAGCAAGUCGCUCACCAACGCUCUCGCGCCCCAGCCCGAGACGUGGGGCAAGGAGAAGGCCGGCUCGCUCGUCAUGUCUACCGGUGUUAUUGGCCAGCAGCUGCCGAUCGAGAAGAUCACUUCUGCCGUCCCCAAGCUCGCCGGCAACCUCGGCCUCGACUCCAAGUCCUGGAUGGACCUCGCCAGGGCGUUCAUGACGACUGACACGUUCCCCAAGCUGCGCUGCCGCUCCUUCAACCUCGCGGGCCAGACGAUCCGCAUGGUCGGUAUCGACAAGGGCGCCGGCAUGAUUGCGCCCAACAUGGGCCCGGCCGUUCCCCACGCUACUCUUCUCGGUGUUAUCGCUACCGACGCUGCUAUCGCUCCCUCUGCCCUCCAGUCUGCUCUCAACUAUGCCGUCGACCGUUCCUUCAACUCGAUCACCGUCGACGGCGACAUGAGCACGAACGACACGAUCCUCGCCCUCGCCAACGGCAUGGGUACCCCGGGCAACAGCGAGAUCCACGAGGGCAUGGUUGCCGAGUACGAGCUGUUCCGUAACGAGCUCACGUCGUUUGCGCAGGACCUCGCCAAGCUGGUCGUGCACGACGGUGAGGGCGCGACCAAGUUUGUCACUGUGCACGUCCACGGCGCGCCCUCGUACGACGUCGCCAAGACGGUUGCCUCGUCCGUUGCCAACUCGAACCUCGUCAAGACGGCCAUGUACGGCGAGGACGCCAACUGGGGCCGCAUCCUGUGCGCUGUCGGCUACUCGUCCGUGCCCGAGGGCACGAUCGACCCCCACAAGGUCUCCGUCUCCAUGAUCCCCGCCAAGGACGACCCGGUCCAGACCCCCAUGGUCCUGCUCAAGGAUGGCGAGCCCGACGCCAACCUCGAGGCCAACGAGGACCGCGCCACCAACCUCAUCCAGAGCGAGAACGUCACCAUCGACAUUGACCUCGGACAGGGCAAGGGCGAGGCCGCGACGUACUGGACCUGCGACCUGUCCCACGACUACGUGACCAUCAACGGAGACGUGAGUUUUGUCCCGCCUUCGGCUGAUCAGAAACUGACACCCCAGUACCGCACGUAA